This is a messenger RNA of Cheilinus undulatus (humphead wrasse), 2470 nucleotides long. It is a transcript of the gene kctd9b, whose product is annotated as potassium channel tetramerization domain containing 9b. The transcript is spliced from 12 exons. Gene Ontology annotation, molecular function: protein binding. The coding region runs from base 1 to 1167 and encodes 388 amino acids. Gene Ontology annotation, biological process: protein homooligomerization. NCBI's taxonomy places the organism in Eukaryota, Metazoa, Chordata, Actinopteri, Labriformes, Labridae. The record is from RefSeq and is a predicted model, not a curated record.
AUGAGAAGAGUCACACUGUUUGUUAACGGAACGUCCACCAAUGGGAAGGUGGUGGCUGUGUACGGCUCCAUGGAGGAUUUACUGUCGGUGGCCAGCUCCAAACUGGGAAUAAGAGCCUCUAGUGUUUAUAACGGGAACGGCGGCCUGAUAGACGACAUCACCUUAAUCAGAGAUGAUGACGUGCUGUACAUAUCAGAGGGAGAUUCAUUUGAAGACCCUCAGGACGACUUCAGCUGUGUUGAAAAGUGUCAGACUCACACUGAUUGGCUGACGCUGAAUGUGGGAGGACGCUGCUUCACCACUACCAGGAGCACGCUGGUCAGUAAAGAGCCAGAGAGCAUGCUGGCCCACAUGUUCAGAGAGAAAGAUGUUUGGGGCAACAAGCAAGACUCUCAGGGGGCGUACCUCAUAGAUCGAAGUCCAGACUACUUUGAACCCAUCCUGAAUUACCUGAGACACGGGCAGCUCAUCAUCAACGAAGGCAUCAACCCUCUAGGCGUGCUGGAGGAGGCUCGAUUCUUUGGUAUCGAGCAGCUCGCUGAGCAGCUGGAGACGCUCAUAAAAUCCUCCCAGCCCCCCGAUGAUCACUCUCCUCUCAGCCGGAAAGAGUUCAUCAGAUUUCUUCUUGCCACGACCACCAAGUCAGAACUGCGCUGUCAGGGUCUGAACUUUACCGGAGCAGAUCUGUCUCGACUGGAUCUACGCUACAUCAACUUUAAGAUGGCCAACCUGAGAGGAACCAACCUGAGCCACGCUAACCUGAGCGGGGCUAACCUGGAGAGAGCCGACCUGUCCCUGGCCUGUCUCGAUUCAGCCAACCUGCAGGGUGUGAAGAUGUUGUGCACAAACGCUGAGGGAGCGUCACUGAGAGGCUGCAACUUUGAGGAUCCUGCAGGAAUCAAAGCCAACCUGGAGGGAGCCAACCUGAAGGGUGUGGACAUGGAGGGCAGUCAGAUGACGGGGAUCAACCUGCGAGUCGCCACGCUGAAAAACGCCAAACUGAAGAACUGCAACCUGAGAGGAGCAACGCUGGCUGGGACCGACCUGGAGAAUUGUGACUUAUCAGGAUGUGACCUGCAGGAGGCGAACCUGAGAGGCUCCAACGUGAAGGGAGCGAUCUUUGAGGAGAUGUUGACGCCUCUGCACAUGUCUCAGAGCGUGCGCUAAGAAAAUCAACACAGUGUUCAUUAUCAUAGAGCUUUAAACCACAGGGAGAUGUGUGAGUAGUCAUGGCACACGUGUGUUUCAUGAUCAGUGAUCAGGGCCACCCCAAAAUCCUAAACAGUGAUUGGCUAUUUGUGAAGUAGGCAGUUUUUUCUUAAAUCAUUGAGUAUAUCUUACCUACACUGGACUGAUUCUACUUUAAUACGCCUUAGGUGAGCGAUAUCAGAGUGGCCCCAGCAUCCAUUUGGACACUCCUGCUUUAAAGAAAUAAAUAAAAGAGGUCAGAGUUCUCACCAGGGCUCUCAGUUUUCUUAAAGUCCUGUUUAAGAAUGAAACACACGUUUGUUACGAGCACCGGUGCUCCUUUCUCUGCUGGUUUUACUCGUCUCUCCCUCACAUGACCAGUGAAUGCCAAACUUUGUCUUCUUCUCAACCAAACAGCAUCGAGUGUCCAAGAGUUUUACAGUUUCUGCUUUUCUUUGCAUCCAUCAGAGAAAGCAAAAAGCCUUUUUUUAAACAUGCCUUUGUGUCUUUUUAGAGGAAAUGCUUUUGUAGGAUUAUCAGAAUGUGCACAUGCAGGCUUCUGAAUGUAGUUCUGUGUAGUUUAGAACUAAAACUAUGAAAUUUAUGAGCCUUAAAGAGCUGUCAGAUAAAUUUAAAUUAAAUAUAAAUCACACAGCAGGGAACUGUGUGUUUAAAAGGUCUUAUUUUUCCAACAUCUGUAGCAGCUCCAGGCUCCCCGAGGAGAAAAUGAACCGUUUACUGAAGCUUAAAUGUGCUGAAUUAAAGAGAGGGGUUUUUGUCCAAGUUUUUUUUUACGUUUUUGUAGCUCAUAUAAAUUUCAAAUUAAAGUGUUUAAACGUGGUGAUAAAUGUCAGUGACCUCUGGAGGCUAAAUUAGAAUAAACAUUCAGUCUCUGUAAUAAUAAUAAUAAUAAUAAUAAUAAUGUGUAUUUCCACAGAUUUACCUCCAACAGUUCAUGACUGACGGUGCUCACUCGCUGCACAGACUCAUUUAGUGUUGAAAUAAAAAGAGAGAUGCCUUCUUUGACAGCUGAAAUGUAAAAAUAAAGAUUGUUGAUCGUUUGUGUCUUCAGUAUAAUUGAAGAUGUUGUAGAAAUGUUGAAUGCUCAUUCUGCUGUUUUUCUAUGUUAAAUGUGCCGACAGAGAGGUGGGUUUCUGCUGAUCGGAGCUGUUUCUCUGUUUUUAUCGUCUCUGAAAGUCAAAAUCACUGCCUGUCAACUGCUGAGGAGGUGCUAAACUGUCUCAUCUGCUGUCAAUAAAUGUUUUUAUUAUAAAAUAAAGAA